Terrapene triunguis (Three-toed box turtle) is the source of this 5035-nucleotide messenger RNA. RefSeq names its product HECT and RLD domain containing E3 ubiquitin protein ligase 4 (gene HERC4). The coding region runs from base 295 to 3543 and encodes 1082 amino acids. The transcript is spliced from 25 exons. Gene Ontology annotation, molecular function: ubiquitin-protein transferase activity. NCBI's taxonomy places the organism in Eukaryota, Metazoa, Chordata, Testudines, Emydidae. The record is from RefSeq and is a predicted model, not a curated record.
CGCAGUGCGGAAGCCUCGCCGGACCCGCGGUGCUAGAGGCCUGUCACUUCUUCCUGGUGCUGCCUCCUCGCUGGAGCAGGAUCCCCUCUCUCGGGGGUCUCCGCGGGCCUGCGACCCGGCUCUCCCCGGCCCUCCGGUUGAAACUUGUAUGGCAGUCAUUUAUAUGGAUCUGUGAUGGAUCUAUAACUAUGUCCCAAGUCAAGCCAACAUCAUUUUGAGCAUGCUCUUCUGAAUGUGAAGGAACAUUUUGAACAGUGAAGUUGCAAGAUCUUACUGAUCAAGACAACUGGAACCAUGUUGUGCUGGGGAAAUGCAUCCUUUGGACAGCUUGGAUUGGGUGGAAUUGAUGAAGAGAUUGUAUUAGAACCCAGAAAAAGUGACUUUUUCCUAAAUAAAAAGGUCCGAGAUGUAGGAUGUGGACUCAGACACACUGUUUUUGUCCUGGAUGAUGGGACUGUGUAUACAUGUGGAUGUAAUGAUCUAGGACAAUUAGGGCAUGAAAAAUCCAGAAAGAGACCAGAGCAUGUUGGUGCCCUGGAUGCCCAGAAUAUUGUGUCUGUUUCAUGUGGAGAAGCCCACACACUAGCAUUAAAUGACAAGGGCCAAGUGUAUGCUUGGGGUCUUGCUACUGAUGGACAGCUUGGCUUGCCUGGUACAGAGGAAUGUAUUAGAAUACCCAGAAAUAUCAAAAGCUUAUCAGAUAUCCAAAUAAUGCAAGUUGCCUGUGGCUACUGUCACUCACUUGCACUCUCAAAAGGAAGUGAAGUUUAUUCCUGGGGACAGAAUAAAUAUGGCCAACUGGGUAUAGGUUAUGAAUUUAAAAAGCAGACUUCACCUCAACUGAUUAAAUCUUUACUGGGAAUCCCUUUUGCACAAAUUGCAGCAGGAGGAGCACAUAGUUUUGUACUAACUCUUUCCGGAGCCAUUUUUGGAUGGGGACGCAACAAAUUUGGUCAACUUGGUCUUAAUGAUGAAAAUGACAGGUAUGUUCCUAAUCUGCUGAAGUCCCUAAGAUCUCAGAAAAUUAUUCACAUCUGUUGUGGAGAAGAUCAUACAGCUGCUCUUACAAAGGAAGGUGGGGUUUUUACAUUUGGAGCUGGAGGCUAUGGACAAUUGGGUCAUAACUCUACCAGCCAUGAGAUAAACCCAAGGAAAGUUUUUGAACUUAUGGGAAGCAUUGUCACACAGAUCGCUUGUGGGAGGCAGCACACCUCUGCAUUUGUUCCUUCAUCUGGAAGAAUUUACUCCUUUGGUCUUGGAGGUAAUGGACAGUUAGGAACAGGAUCAACCAGUAAUAGGAAAAGUCCCUUCACAGUAAAAGGAAACUGGAUUCCUUAUAGUGGGCAGUGCCCACCAAGCACAGACAGUGAAGAAUAUUAUUGUGUAAAGAGAAUUUUCUCUGGUGGAGAUCAGAGUUUUUCACACUACUUUAAUCCACAGAACAUGAUGCCACCAGAUGACUUCAGAUGUCCUGACUCUUCAAAGCAGAUCUGGACUGUGAACGAAGUAUUUAUUCAGAAAUUGCUGACUUGUCCAACUGGAAGGCUUCCUGUGGAGAUAGCUGAUGAAAUAGAUGGAACAUUUUCUUCAGCUGGCUGCCUAAAUGGGAGUUUUUUAGCUGUCAGCAAUGAUGAUCACUAUAGAACUAGUGCUCGAUUCUCGGGGGUUGAUAUGAACGCUGCUAGACUACUAUUUCACAAACUUAUAAGUCCUGACCAUCCUCGUAUAUCACAACAGGUUGCAGCUAGUUUGGAGAAGAACCUUAUUCCUAAAUUGACUACUUCCUUACCUGAUGUUGAAGCCCUAAGGCUGUAUCUCACUCUACCAGAAUGCCCACUGAUGAGUGAUGUGAACAAUUUUACAACAUUAGCUAUUCCUUUUGGAACAGCUGUUGUAAAUCUAGAAAAAGCUCCACUGAAAGUACUUGAAAACUGGUGGUCUAUACUUGAACCUCCAUUGUUCCUCAAGAUAGUGGAGCUGUACAAGGAUGUUGUGGUCCACCUCCUGAAAUUAUACAAGAUUGGUAUCCCCAAUUCUGAAAGAAGAAUCUUUACCAGUUUUCUACACACUUCUCUCAAAGUUCUGGAAAUUUUACAUAGGGUAAAUGAGAGAGGAGGACAAAUUAUACAGUAUGACAAAUUUUACAUUCAUGAAAUACAAGACUUGAUAGACAUCAGAAAUGACUACAUCAACUGGAUCCAGCAGCAGGCAUAUGGAAUGCUCCCGGCGCCCAAAGAGCAACAGACUCUCCCACCACAGCUGGCACUGCGUGCAGCGAUGGACCUGGUGAAGGCGCCCUACGAGGGCAAACCAGCUGUGAAGGCCUCCCAGAAGCAUGCCAUUCAUAUCAUGGCAACGCACCUCCCCAGAACCAGGAACAUGUUGGCAGAUCGUCUCAGCAGAACCUUCUCGUCUCGCCACAAAUGGUCUCUCCACCCCGAUGUGGUUGAGCAGAUCUUCCGAAAGAUGAAAGGUCAUCCAGUGUUCACCCGGAGAAUUUUAUCUUGGAUCACAGCCUGCAUCCGAUUUUGCUAUGAUCAGGCAAAGGUGCCUCCACCAGUGAUCGUAACCGCCCACUCAACUAAAGCACAAGCCUCGGUGGCGGUCUUCCUGGCCCGUGUGCCAAUUUCUGAUAUCUGCAGGGUUGCCACGUGGUCGUCCAUCCAUAUGUUCACAUCUCACUAUGUGCUUACCCAGCAAGCCCGAGAUGACGCUGGCUUCGGUAGAGUGACCUUUGAAGACAGUGACUUGUUCCAUUUGAUUGGUGUUGUCUGUGGGCUCGCAAUAUAUAAUUUUACUAUUGUAGACCUUCAGUUCCCCUUGGCUUUGUACAAGAAGCUGUUGAAUAAGAAGCCUUCUCUAGAUGACUUAAAAGAGUUAAUGCCUGAUGUUGGCAGAAGUAUGCAGCAGUUACUGGACUAUCCAGAAGAUGACAUAGAGGAGACAUUUUGUCUCAACUUUACGAUCACUGUGGAAAAUUUUGGAACAACAGAAGUAAAAGAGCUGGUUCCUAAAGGUGCUGACAUUCCUGUGGUCAAACAAAAUAGGCAAGAAUUUGUAGAUGCCUAUGUGGAUUACAUCUUCGGUAAAUCAGUGGCUUCCUUAUUUGAUGCAUUCCACACAGGCUUUCAUAAGGUGUGUGGUGGUAAAGUUCUUCAGCUCUUCCAGCCCAGUGAGCUGCAGGCGAUGGUGAUUGGGAACACAAAUUAUGAUUGGAAAGAACUGGAGAAGAAUACAGAAUAUAAAGGAGAAUAUUGGGCAGACCAUCCUACAAUUAAAAUAUUUUGGGAUGUUUUUCACGAGUUACCACUGGAAAAGAAAAAGCAGUUUCUGUUGUUUUUAACAGGCAGUGAUCGUAUUCCUAUUCUUGGAAUGAAGUGUCUUAAACUAGUCAUCCAGCCAACAGGAGGUGGAGAAGGGUAUCUUCCAGUAUCUCACACUUGCUUUAAUCUUCUUGAUCUUCCAAAAUACACAGACAAAGAAACCCUAAAAUCUAAGCUGAUCCAGGCAAUAGAUCACAAUGAAGGCUUCAGUUUAGUAUAACUUUAGAAAUGAGAUACUGUAGUUGUUUAAUGUGGGAGCAUUAAACUAAUUCUUUGUGUCUUUCUUGUGGUGGUAAGUUCAGUGGACAAGUUGACAAUGUAACAACUGAUUAUUUACAAAAUGUUCAGUGAUAUGAAUAUUCAUGGAAGGCAAAAAGUCCUUACAAAAAUGAACUGUUAAUACACAACUUGUAUAGAACCAUGUUUUUGUCAUCUUAAAAUAAAAAUGAGACUGUGAAUGAGACUCAAGUUUCACAAACAUGAAUUUCAACAUUUCACAUAUUAUAAAAACAAUUUAGCGUCUGAGUGCAUGAAAGACUUGCUUAAUUUUUUUCAAUCACAGAGUGAAAACACUUUUUCCUAUUAUGAUAGUCCCAUUUGAUUAUUUUUCAUUUUGUAAAUAAAGCUUUGUAAUAAAAUAGUUUCAGUUCUGAUAGCAGUAUGGUUUUCUAUUGCGUGUAAUUAAACUUGAGCUUAUUUUAUGGCUUUUAACAAAAGUGUGAUUCUGGAGAUGUCUUUUUCCAGUGGUGGGGUUUUUUUGUUUUUGAAAACUUAAUGAAAACAAUGAUGGUUGAAAUGAGCUGCCCUUUAUGAUGUACAGUCCAAUUUCCAUGGCGCAAUCACUUAUUCGUGCUGGUGCAAAACUGCAAAUUAGGCUUUUGUUAAGAUGGACCAGAAGACUCAAUAGGCCAUUUCAUCUUAUUACUGAUGGUAUAAUUAAAUUGAUAAAAUUAUAAGGGAUUAAUUUAGGAUUGGGAAUCCAACCUCUGCAGCCAUAGGUUUAAAAACAUAAAUGAGGAGCAAGACAGUUGCUAUCAAGAGUUUAAACAUUUCAUUUUUAAAUGUUGAAAGUGUAGUUUUUGGUCACCUUUUUUCAGCUAAAAUGCAUUUGAAAUACCCUUUUAACCCUUUUUGGAACUUCUUUUGAAUUUUAAUAUAAGUACUCGGAGAUGACUGUGCUUAAUGGAACGUAUUCAGAUUUGACUUUCCUGGUCUGGUUAAGUUCCAACAUACUUAUGUCUUAUUGAUACAUAUGUGACUUUCACCUGUGAAACAAAUAUUUUUUUUUUUUUUAGAGUUUUAAAAUGCAGUGAAAACAAAGCUAAAAUAAAAUACUUGAAUGAAAGAGUUUGUUGCUUCAUGUACGUGUUCAUGUAUGGAUGCACAUAUCAUGCAUAUUUCUUUAAUUAGAAGGUAACUUCAUUAAGCAAAAGACUAGUUAGAAUAUUGAGACCAUCCUGGCUGUGACUGUUGUAUUGAAACAAUUCAGAACAACACAGGGAAAAUGUAAAUAAGUCUAUAACCAUCUCCUGGUGGUGUAUGAUUGCAGCCAUGACAUUAUACAUGCACAUGCCUAUAGCUCAGGUGUGACCUCUAACUUUUUCUUCACAUACUACUGUUGGCAGGCAUACUCCCACCAUGUGAGAGUUAAGAAACCAACACCAAUGAAAAUGUUUUGGUCAUAAGUAGGGACCUAUCAAAUUCACAGUCCA